AUGGCCGAGGUUCGCAGUUUUACUGCUCGACCUUUGUCGAAACAAACGGCAAGGAAGGAUUUGAAAGAUGCAUUUCGAAUCUAUCUUAAUUCUGCAUCGCUAGCUGCUUUGAGGCUUCAAACCGAGAGUAUCUGCAUCUUAAGGCAAGCGGAUGGGCCACCGAAGACUGCCAUAGCAUGGUAUGCAGCAGAAAAUAUUCAAAAUACUGUCAUGCAAACAUCAAGGACUCUGCAAGAUUGCUACGGUAUCAAAGUUGGAGAAAAAGUUUCUAUCACCAAGGUCGAUGGCUCCCUGGAGGAUAUCGAACUGGUGACAUUAGAGGAUUCUUCCGAUGCCGACAAGAUUGACAAGUACGGUGCCAUCUCGGACACCGAUAGACCUCACUGGGAAUGGGCCUUGGAUGAAAAGCUUCUCAGAUGCGGCUCUCUGGCUACGGGACUGACAUUUGAACUGGAGCUCAAGGGUCAACCCAGGAGUUUCCGAGUGGUUAACAUCCGCUCUAAAAAUCCCAACUCUAGCCACACACUGUUUCAGUUCACAGAUACUUCCAGGAUCUCCCUUGGAGCAGAAACGGGUGUGUCUAUGGCAAAAACGUUCUCUGAUCUCCAAGUCCAGUCCGUUGGCCUUGGAGGUUUAUCCCGCCAGAUUGAGGACAUUAAUGAGAGCCUAUCCGAUUUCAAUAUCGAUCCGCGGAAACCGGAGAUGCCAUCAUUCUACGAGAACAACCGAGGUAUCCUACUCUAUGGACCGAAAGGCACCGGCAAAACAAGUCUUUUGGAACAGAUCGAGAAGGCUGGCUGGAGACAAGUCUUCAGAAUUGGCACCUCUUCUUUGGGAAGAAGUACCAGCGAAGGCGAGGGCAAGCUGCGCAAUCUCUUCCAGGAGGCAGCUCGCUCUAAACCCAGUGUGAUAAUCAUCGACCAGCUGGAAUUCAUUGCCCCAAAGCGAACCUCGUUCGAAUCCCAGUCUCUUGCAUCUGUCUUGUGUGAAAAUUUGGAUGCGCUCCGAGGUACAUCAACACUAGUGGUAGCUGCAACCCGACACCCCAACCAGGUCGAUGAUGCCCUCAGAACUCCCCAGCGACUUGGGACGGAAAUUGAACUGCAAGUUCCAACCGCACAGGACCGAGCCGAAAUUUUACGAGCCAUUCGUGGGCCAGUUUCUGCUGGCUUGACCGAUGAACUUGUGGAGCUCUUGGCCGAAAAGACACACGGAUAUGUAGGAGCCGACCUUUUCGCCCUCCUGCAACUAGUGUGUCGCAAAGCUCGACAGCGUCAACUGAUGGAGAAGAGCUCCCUCGUGACAUCCGCCAACUCCACAAUUGAGCCCUAUAGCUCACACCUUGAUGGUGAUAACGAAGGUGACAUGGCUAUCCCGCUGGUGAUCCAAGAGCCAGAUAUCAUGUCCUCUCUGCAAGAGAUUCGUCCUACUGCCAUGCGGGAGGUUUUCCUAGAGACACCCAAGGUCAGAUGGUCGGAUAUUGGUGGACAGCAUGAGAUCAAAAGACGUCUUCAACAAGCAGUCGAGCGACCUUUGAAGUAUCCUCAACGGAUGCGCAGACUCAAUGUCAAUAGCAAAAAGGGUGUUCUCCUCUACGGACCACCUGGAUGUUCAAAGACAUUGACGGUCAAGGCACUGGCUACCGAAGCUGGGUUGAACUUUUUGGCAGUCAAGGGCGCCGAGAUCCUCAGCAUGUAUGUUGGAGAAUCCGAGCGGUCAUUGCGAGAGAUUUUCCGAAAAGCUCGGGCCGCAAGGCCUAGCAUCAUAUUUUUCGAUGAGAUUGAUGCUAUUGCUGCACGACGUGGCAGCUCCCAAGGAGGUGUGAAUGUUUUGACGACUUUGCUGAACGAAAUGGACGGCAUUGAAGAGCUCCGAAACGUACUGGUCAUUGCGGCCACCAACAAGCCCGAUGUUCUAGACCCGGCUUUGAUGCGUCCUGGAAGAUUGGAUAACAUCCUCUAUAUCGGUCCGCCGGAUGUUGAAGCGCGCAAGGAAAUCCUACGCAUCUGGGCCAGCAAGUCCGUGGUGAAUCCGGAGGUUGACUUGGAUGACCUGGCAGUUUUGACUGAGGGAUAUUCAGGCGCAGAGAUAGUCAGCAUCUGUGAAACUGCCGGAGAUGCUGCACUCGAUGAAGAAGAGGAGAUUCAGCAGGAACUAGAUGUGAAGUGGAAGCACUUUGAAUAUGCCCUGGGACAAGUGAGGCGCCAAAUUACGGAUGCUGUCAUCAAAGAGUAUGAACAGUGGAGGGAUGGCUAA
Messenger RNA from Penicillium antarcticum, 2256 nucleotides. RefSeq names its product putative AAA family ATPase. The transcript is spliced from 2 exons. Gene Ontology annotation, molecular function: ATP binding; ATP hydrolysis activity. NCBI's taxonomy places the organism in Eukaryota, Fungi, Ascomycota, Eurotiomycetes, Eurotiales, Aspergillaceae. The record is from RefSeq and is a predicted model, not a curated record. Gene Ontology annotation, cellular component: cytoplasm. The coding region runs from base 1 to 2256 and encodes 751 amino acids.